Messenger RNA from Trematosphaeria pertusa, 1311 nucleotides. RefSeq names its product beta-lactamase/transpeptidase-like protein. Lineage: Eukaryota; Fungi; Ascomycota; Dothideomycetes; Pleosporales; Trematosphaeriaceae. The record is from RefSeq and is a predicted model, not a curated record. Bases 1 to 1311 code for a protein of 436 amino acids. The transcript has a single exon.
AUGGCACCUUCAUUCGCCCCUGAAGCCGCCGCCUCACUGCGAACCUACAUUGACAGCAAGACCUCUGGCGACAAGCAAUCCUUCCCAGGAGCCAUUAUUCAUAUCGUUGAUAGUAAAAACAAUACUGUCUUCUCGCACGCCUCAGGCGGGUCGAUUCCGCUCUCCCCCCAAACGCUCUUCACAACGCACUCGCUCACCAAAAUCAUCGGCGCAGUCAUCUUCCUCCAGCUCGUAGAAAAGAACCUCGUGUCCCUAGAUGAUGCCACUGUCAUCGAGAAACUGCUCCCCGAACUAGCGGCCAAGAAAAUCCUCACUGGAUAUAAAGAGGGCGCCAAUAGCGAGAAAGAGUGGAUCUUCGAAGACAGGACAGGAGACAUCACACCUCGCAUGCUGAUGAGCCACACGUACGGCGGCGGCCACAGUUACUUCAACCCCCUGCUACACGAGUAUCUCAAAGACGGCUGGGAGACCCGCAACGAAGCAAACGACAAGUGGAAAACGCUCCUCGACUCGCCCCUCCUCUGGCAGCCCGGCACGCACACAAACUACGGCCAGGGCUUCGACUGGCUCGCCGUGCUCAUCGAGCGCCUCACGAAGCGCGCUCUCCCCGACGUCCUGCAAGAAAAUCUCUUCGCCCCGCUGGGCCUGACAAGCACCGGCUUCGAAGACCAGUACGGCGUCGCCAUGAUCAGCAAGCCCGAACACAAGGGCCGCUUCUGGCCACGCAGUAUGAAGACGGAAGAAGGGGGCUUCGUGCCCAUCGAUCCAGAGGUGCUGCAGCAGAAGGAAUGGCCCACGCGGUACCCCAACGGCGAGUACCACGUCUUCCCCCUCGGCACAGGCCUCGUGUCCACCGCCGAAGACCUCGUCCGCAUCUUCAGCAUCCUGCUCCCGCAAAAUGCAGGCGUAGAUCCCGUCUCCGGCACACGCAUCCUCGCCCCCUCCUCCGUCCGCGAAAUCACGUCCCCCCAGCUGCCUGGCCCCCUGCGCAACGCCUGCCGCAACGUCCCCAGCGCCGUGCCCUCAGCAUUCUAUCCCGCGGACCUGGAGGCCGCGCACGUGGACCCCGAGGGGAGUUUUGGUCUGGGCUGCGGUGUGCAGGGCGCCGAGCGUGUGCUGAAGUCAGGCAAGAAGGGCAGGAGCAAGGGCAGCUUUUACUGGUAUGGGGCUGCGAAUACGGAGUUUUGGGUGGAUGGCGAGAGGGGGCUGGUGGUGUUGUGCGAGGGGAAUUAUUUUCCGUGGAAUGAGGGCGAGUGGGUGGAUUUUGUGGCGGGCGUGGAGGGAAGGGUUUAUGAGGGGUUGGGGGCGUAG